AUGACCAAUACAAGCGGCUCAACGGCAACGGGACCCCUGAUCUCGGGCAUAGCUCACGUGAACCUCUCGAUCCCCGUAGGAACACUGGACCACGCCAAGUUCUUCUACGGGCAGACGUUGGGUCUGACGCCGCGCGCCGUACCGGUCGCCCAGGUCGACUCGCUGGCAUGGUUCGACAUCGCCGACUCGGGGCAGCAGGUGCACAUCUCAUACCAGAAGCACGACCAAGACACGACGGUGCCGAACUCGAGUCGCCAUCCGUGCUUCCGUCUCGGCUCGCCCGAGGCGCUGGUCGCGCUGCAGAAACGCAUCCUCGCACACCACCAGGAAGGCGGCAAGGCCGCGCCGAUGCACUGCGACGAAGUCGGCGAGAGCUCCGGGGAGAAGACGGCUGAGUAUCCGACGAGAUUCUUUGCCAGGGAUUACUCGGGGAAUCGCCUGGAGUUCUCGCUUUAG
This is a messenger RNA of Neoarthrinium moseri, 456 nucleotides long. RefSeq lists its product as uncharacterized. The record is from RefSeq and is a predicted model, not a curated record. Bases 1 to 456 code for a protein of 151 amino acids. Lineage: Eukaryota; Fungi; Ascomycota; Sordariomycetes; Amphisphaeriales; Apiosporaceae. The transcript has a single exon.